This is a messenger RNA of Pogona vitticeps (central bearded dragon), 1018 nucleotides long. The record is from RefSeq and is a predicted model, not a curated record. NCBI's taxonomy places the organism in Eukaryota, Metazoa, Chordata, Lepidosauria, Squamata, Agamidae.
AGCUGCUUGCCUUGCCAGUUGAUCCUGUCCUCCCACACCAGCGCUGUCUGUUUUUCUCCUUGGGACUUAGGGGCUCAUCAACAACACCAAGAUGUCUUCAGAAGAAGAAGUAAAAAAGGAAGAGGGCCAUCACUGCCCGCCGGCAGCAUCUCAAGAGUGUUAUGCUCCAAAUUGCUGCUACUGAACUUGAAAAAGAAGCUGCAUCUAAAGAGCAAGAAAAAGCCGACUACCUGGCAGAGCACUGCCCACCUCUGCAUCUUCCCCACUCUAUGCAAGAACUGCAGGAACUGUGCAAGAAGCUUCAUGCCAAGAUAGAAGAGGUUGAUGAAGAAAGAUAUGACACAGAGAUGAAAUUACAGAAGACUACUAAGGAGCUUGAAGACUUGAACCAGAAACUAUUUGAUCUGAGAGGCAAGUUCAAGAGGCCCCCCUUACGUAGGGUCCGCAUGUCUGCUGAUGCUAUGCUGAGGGCCCUUCUCGGCUCCAAGCACAAAGUCUGCAUGGAUCUUAGAGCCAACCUGAAGCAAGUCAAGAAGGAAGACACUGAAAAGGAGAAGGAUCUGCGUGAUGUGGGUGACUGGAGGAAGAACAUCGAGGAGAAGUCUGGAAUGGAGGGCAGAAAGAAGAUGUUUGAAGGUGGUGGUGGAGAGUAAGAAGAACUCAGCCAUGUGGCCGGAUCCCUUUCCAUGUCUCCAAUGCUCCUCUGCCAACCAUCCUGUCACGUCAUUUUUCUGCCAAUCCUUUUACAGCAUGACUUUUACAGGACGACUUUCUCCGGCCACAGCUGUACUUCACAGAGCAAUUUCUCCUACAGAACCUACCUGAAACCUGCCCCCUGUUUUCUUUGCUGGGCAGGCAAUUGUCUGGAGCUGCAAAAUGUCUUCAAUACGUUUUGUGACAAGUGGUAGUUGCAUGAGCUUAAAGGAGCCAGUCCUCCUUGGUAGGAUCUGUUGUUGCAAAGUGAACGAAGCGGAUGUAAAUAAAGCUUUGAAAGUAUGGCUGCAUUUUUAAGCCCUGA